Myodes glareolus (Bank vole) is the source of this 2419-nucleotide messenger RNA. The record is from RefSeq and is a predicted model, not a curated record. NCBI's taxonomy places the organism in Eukaryota, Metazoa, Chordata, Mammalia, Rodentia, Cricetidae.
CCGCCGUCCCCAGGCAGGCUGUGCGCCCGCCCCAUUGGGCGGAAGGAGAGGGCCGGCCCUCCCCAUUGGCCCGACCCUCAUAUUGAACAAGCCAAUGGGAGCUGCGGUUUCAGGUCGCCAUGGAAACCGAUGCUGUUAAGUGCGAGAGGGCCAGGAGAAGGUGGGGAGUGAAGAUGAAGGUGUCUGUGGCCUCCGGCGCGGGAGGGGGUGAGGAGAAGGAGUAUUAGGGGAUUCCCGAGCUAGGGCUCUGAAAUCGGGCGGGUCUUGCUUUUGACUAUUGCCAAGACUGUGCAUGGUAGGGCUUGUCCCUGGCGUCAGAGGCAGAAACAACUGAGCCCCUGGACUUCUGCUUUACAUUGAGAGCUCAGGAGGGGCGUUUCAUUUUUCCUGCAUCUGGGGAGCCCGCCAGGCUAUGCCCUUUGACCUUUGACAUCUGUGCAGCCCGACAUCCAGCCCCCAACAAAUCACCAAGUAUUCAUCAGUAGACUCAAUGGCAUAAAGGAAGAUCAGGAGGGGAAAGAGUAGAGGUGACUAAGAACAAGAAUGGCACCGAAGAGGACCUAGGAAGCAAGAUAACCUGGCAUUCCAUAUGAAGAACGGGAUGAGAAACUUCAGGUAUAAGCCAGCAGACUACCAACAGUUACAUGCCUUAACCAAAGCCACGAAGUUAGCAUCUGCUUCCACGGAGAAGAAGAUCAGAAAAGCCAUGGAGACUUCAAAGGCGGCUAAAGAGCAAAUGUUGAUCAAACAACACAAGCAGGUGUGGUGGCAGGAACAGGAGCGGCUGCAGGGAACCAGAUGUAAAUUGGAGUCUGAAAUAAAAUCUUGUCUCAAUGAAGAGAACAUUGGAAAUGAAUGCUUUUGUGAGCUUAUGAAUUUUGAGAAAGAGCUGGCAGAACAAUGGUGCACAUAUCUUAAAGCUGUGAUCCACCCUAUACAUCAGCUGAGAACAGACCUGAAGAGACAGCGCCACACUUCCCAGCAUGCGCCCUGCCAUACGGGGUCUAAGUCAGCAAUGGUUCUGCAAGAGGUUGACUUUGUCAGGAAACAAUCCAAGUCUGUCUUUGAAAAACUUGACCAAGAACAACAGAAACUAGAAAAAGACCUUUCGGCCUGGAGUGUGAAGUUACUAGAUGACUCUUUGGAAGAAAAGGCUAACCUGCUCAGCGAACACCCUACGGAGUUAGAAACUUUGGAGUGCCCGUACCCUGAUCUGAAAUCGUCAGUCCUUAAUGAGUUCUGGAACAUGACAGAGAAAUAUCAAAAGAAACUUGAAGACUUUGAUCUGCAAUUAAAAAGCAUAUGCAGAAACUUCCAGCUAAGCGAAGAAGAACAGUGGAUUUACCAGGCUGUCUUAGAUCAGUACCCUGGAAAUCUCCUUGGCAGAAGGACUCUGUACUUGGACAUGUUACAAAGACACUUUCCUCACAAAUCUAGGCAUCUUUUGGUAGAACAUGAGAAAUACUGUGAUCAGUAUCACUUUGCUGGAGAGCAGAGAAGAAUCCUGAUAGACAAUUGGACUAAAAGCAGGAAAGACUUCCUACAGAAAGCUAUGCUGACCCUCCUCGAGGCCUGUGCAGCCCAUGAAAUGGAGAGCAUGCUAGCCAAGGACAGGAAACGACAGCAGGAGCUGUGUGCUGAUCUGAAGGCCAAGGUUUCUCAAUGGCGAGCCCACCAGGAAGAGCUAGCGAGACUGGAAAUGGAAAUUUCAGUCCGAAGAAGAGAAAGGGAAGAGGAGAAAGAGAAACUAUGGAAAGAGAAGGAGUUGCUGCAGAGGGAGGAGACGAAGACAAAGAUAAGGAAAUACUGGGCUGAGAAGCAGCAGAAGUGGCAAGACAUGGAAACGAGAGAUCUCCAGCGACUAGAAGAACUGAAAGCGUUCAUGGCUGAGCAGUCAGUGAAAGACAGAGAAAGGGUUAAAUAUAGACAAGAAUUAUUGGAGAAGCGUUUGAUGGAGAGGAAAAAAGUGGCCCUUCAAGAAGCUCAGGAAGAGGAAGAGCGAGAGAGGCGGCUGGAAGCCCUUCGGAAACAGGUUGCUGUUGUUGUGCAGUCUGAUCCAGUUAGAAUGAUGUCAGACACCAUGGCAUGGAGAGCUAGGACAGACCCUGAACGUGAAGAUGAGUUCCUCCUUCAGAAGCCUCUCUUCACACUGACGACAUACAGUGAGCGGCAGAUAACUUCUGAUCCUAGACUUAGAUUUGAGCUAGCGCUUCGUGAAGCUGGACUCCAUAAGACACAGUACGCCAAAGAGAUGCUACCAAAAAUCGGUCCUCUGAAGCCUCCAAGGAAGGACACAGAGUCGACUGUAUUCAGAACCUAGAGGGCACGCGCAAACAGUGUAUGGAUACGGAUAAUGAUGAUCACUGCUGCUGGAUGCUUAAAAACCACCAGACAUAGAAAUCAUAGCGUUUAUUAAACA